This is a messenger RNA of Athalia rosae (coleseed sawfly), 7648 nucleotides long. It is a transcript of the gene ftz-f1, whose product is annotated as nuclear hormone receptor FTZ-F1. Gene Ontology annotation, cellular component: RNA polymerase II transcription regulator complex. The transcript is spliced from 5 exons. Gene Ontology annotation, molecular function: nuclear receptor activity; zinc ion binding; RNA polymerase II cis-regulatory region sequence-specific DNA binding. The record is from RefSeq and is a predicted model, not a curated record. Bases 2695 to 5055 code for a protein of 786 amino acids. Gene Ontology annotation, biological process: regulation of transcription by RNA polymerase II; tissue development; hormone-mediated signaling pathway. NCBI's taxonomy places the organism in Eukaryota, Metazoa, Arthropoda, Insecta, Hymenoptera, Athaliidae.
CUCCCUUCCCCUCCCCCUCGGGCACCUGGUCGCGCGGAGCCCGCGGUGGCAUGCGCUGGCUGUUGCUGAAUCACUUUCACUUAUGCCGUGCACUGUGCUGGUUCCCCCGAGUCGGUCCGGUACUGAAAACGAAAUAAAAAUAAAAGAGUACGUUAAAUUGACCAGAGGAAAGAGGCGAACAAAAACUGACGGAACGGAACAAGGAGGAAGGGGUUUUUCGCAUUUUUUUUUCCCCCCCCGUUUUAUCGUCGAUCGUCUCUUCACAAUUUGUGAACAACAAUUAAAGAAACGUAAUUUUUCAAAUAUGUACGGUAAUUAAAGAAAAAUAAAAACAAAAUAAAACGUACAACUUUUCGAUAAAUAUAAUUCAGUUUAUAUACGCAUGUGUGUGAUUGUGUGUACUCGUUGGUUUUCUUUUAUUUUGGAUUACUGUAUCGAGGGAUAAAAUAGACGAAAGAAAUAUAAACGACGAUCGUAGAGAGAGAGAGAAAUAAGAGGAGGAAUAUUGAAUAAAUCGUACGUGCAUCGGUGCGGCGGGAUUUUGGACAAAAUUCGUGGACAAGACUCGGUCAGAAACAAAAAAAAAGACACGUGCAUACGUUGAGUGGUGUUUUUUUUUGUUUGUUCUUUCAUUCGUUUGAAACGAGGCGAAAAAAGCCGCGGGAGGCCGAAAGAAAAAAAGAAAGGAAGAGAAGAAGAGGGUGAAAAAACGGAAGAAAGGAUUACAGGGACACGUCGUAGACCGCCGUGAGGCCCACCUAUAUCCAUCCAUCCAUCCACCUACCACCUACUGCCCACCUUCCACCUUUUUACGCACGAGGGUAGGAGGGGUGGUGGAGAACUCGAGCGAUCAGUGAGCGAGAAGAACGAAUCAACUAGUCAAGAACGGAUAACUGAGACGUCUAGUCGCGCGCGCUUCAUUCGGAUACCGUUUAAAUUAUUUAUUUAUUUUACCCGUUCCUUCGAAUAUUUUCAUCGUUGUUAUUAUUGUCCCGCAUUCAUCCGACCCUUCCGUUCUAUUUAUUUUCCAUUUCGUGUUCGCGAUUAAAACCGACGAAUAUUACCAACGGAAGUUUGACUCGGUCGCCAUCGAGUCGUUGGAUUCGUCGAAGAUAUUUAUAUACAUAUAUUUAAACAAAGUGCAACGUAUGUGUUACGCGAUUGUUCUGAAAUUAUCAAUCGAACGCGGAUAUCGUGUCGGCGUUAUCAGUUUUUGAAAAAAAAAAAAAACAGAAGUUUUUCAUUUUCCUCGUUCGUUUUGUUUUGUUUUUUUUUUCGCAAAAAACAAACGAAACAAAGAAGGUUACCGCGAGGUAACAACUCGGAGGACGAUAUCGUCGCGUCGCUGCCUGAGAGAGAGAGAGAGGGAGAGAGAGAGAGAGAGAGAGAAGAGAAGAGAUAGAAGGAAAAUCGUCCUUAAAAAACAAAAGACGCGAGGAUUUCUUUUUCGAGAGAACCGCGCGCAACUUCGCGAUUCCGAAAAUUCCUCGUCUCUCUCACGUUAUUGUCGAUUGUGAUAAUAACAAUUAUCAUAUAUAUCUCCGCGACUCGCAGUUCGACCUGGUUUUUCCUCGUCUCGUUAUUCUGCCUCAACUGCAAAUGGAUUAUAAAUGAUACGACUAAACCGAAAUACGGAUUCUGUUGAAAAAUAAAUAAAUGAAAUAUUGAUAAAAUUUAUUUAACAAAGUGACAUAAGUGCAGUGGUUGGACUGCAUUUUCAGACAUAUCUGUGUGCGUUCGUCGUCGUCGUUGCCGUACAUGGGAGAAUUUGGAUUACAGUGAAAUAGAAAAAGGAAAUAAUUAAGAAAAAAAAAAACAUACAAACAAACAAACAACUGUGCUCAGUGACACGAUACACAUCGACACGUUCACAUGUGCGUUAUGCACUAUCGGUUUACCAAACGCAUAUUCGUGAUCAAUAGUCAAAAUUUGUUGUACAAUUAACGCGUCGAACCUCGAAGUUUAUAUCACAUUUCCCACGAUGAGACGGACGCUGUUUGUUAUAAUAAAUAUAAAACCAGUGUUACUCAAUUUUAGUGACGGUAAUUGAUACCGAUCAACCGAAAGUGAGCAGCGAUCUACGUGACCGUAGCAGCGUAUUUUCGAAUUUCGUCAAAUCAAAGAAAACGGAAACAGAAAAAAAAACAAACUAAUCGACGAGUUCGAAAAGUUUCGUUGAGGCGACGGUGUGUGUGACGUAGUGCAGGUGAAAGAUCGCGCGUUUCGUCGACGGUAGCGGUCGGUGUUGAGCAGGACAGGGACGGGGCGCGGUGUGUGCCGGUGCGAAGGUUCCGAAAAUACGAUCCAGAAACGAUAGUAACAAAUAUACACAUUUGAUGAAUGGACGCGUAUACAUAAAGGGUGGUUAACCGUCGCGUAGAUUAGAUGUCGAAAGACAAGGAGAAAACAAAACAACAAAUCAACCUAACGCGUGAUCCAUAUAUAUGUGGAUGAAAGUAAGAAAUAUUCUUAGCAAGUUGUCGGAAUUCUGUAUCAACCGUAAUUCGGAGGAUUGCGACAGAGGAAAAACUGUCUUUAUGCGAUAUCGUCGCAGGAGCUGUCGUUUUCGCGGUCGUUGCGGUAGUGGUAGAAGUGGUGGUUAUCGCGUCCGAGGAGUUGGAGCGGUAGCGGCGGUGGUAGUAGAAGAAUAACAAUUGACAAGGGAGAAACAAGUAGUGAAUCAGGUGUUGUGUGAUGUUAUUGGAGAUGGAACAACACUCUGGCCUAAUGUCGCUGAACAUGUCACCGUUUCAGUUGAGCCCGCAGGGCAGCCCCCAGGGGGCCGCGGGUCAGCAGUCGGUCGGGAGCGGUAACGGUGGGGGCGGUCAGUACGGUUCGCCGGUAUCCUACUGCGCCCAGAGUCCGCCGCAGGCCAUGUGCCAUCAGCAGAGUAACGGCAGCGCUAACAACAACAACAACAACAACAAUAACAACAAUAACAAUAACAAUAACAAUAACGGCAACCAACAGCAACAAAUGCAAGGGAAUCAACAGGCCCAAACGCAACAACAGCAACAACAACAACAACAACACCCCCAAGCGCAGGGACAGAGUCAGUCCCAGUCGCAAAAUCAAUCUCAAACGCAAUCUCAGUCCCAAUCUCAAUCCCAGGCCCAAGCGCUCGGUUUGUCCGGUCUUGAGGCCGCAUUUUUUGACGCGACCUGCCUAGAGGAAAGGUGUCCGAUGUGCGGUGACAAAAUGUCAGGAUACCAAUACGGACUAUUGACUUGCGAGUCAUGCAAAGGUUUCUUUAAACGCAACAGUUCACCGAUUAUAAGUAGGAAAGUGUACACGUGUUUGUUCUCACCAACAGGAGGCGGGGGGUCGUCCUCGGGGAUGGAUGGCGGGACCUACGCCGGCGGCGGUAACAACACCGCCGGUAGCGGGGGCGGAAGUUCCGCCGGUAGCGGCGGCGGUGCGGGAGGAGGAGGAGGGGGAGGUGGGGGCGGAGGAGGUGGGGGCGGAGGCAGCGGUGGGGGCGGUGGGGGCGCCGGAGGGGGAGGCGGGGGGAUGGGUAACGUCGGCAACAGCGCCCUCGGGAUGGGGGUUGGCGGGAGUUGCGUGGGGCAGGUUGGGGUCGGUAUCGGUGUUGUAACGGGCUCGAUACCGGGGCCCUCGGAUUUCGCGGACGCCAAGGACAUUAUCGAAGAGUUGUGCCCGGUUUGCGGUGACAAGGUAUCCGGUUAUCACUACGGUUUACUCACGUGCGAAUCGUGCAAGGGAUUCUUCAAACGUACCGUCCAAAAUAAAAAGGUCUACACCUGCGUAGCCGAGAGGUCCUGUCACAUAGACAAGACACAGAGGAAGCGAUGUCCGUUCUGCAGAUUUCAAAAAUGUCUCGAGGUCGGCAUGAAACUGGAAGCUGUACGAGCGGACAGGAUGAGAGGAGGAAGGAACAAGUUCGGACCUAUGUACAAAAGGGACAGGGCGAGGAAAUUGCAAUUGAUGAGACAGCGGCAACUUGCCCUUCAAACGAUACGAAGCGGCCUCGGUAGCGAGGUUGGCUAUCCCUCCGCCGUUACGCCGUUCCUUCAUAUCAAGCAGGAGAUUCAAAUACCUCAGGUUUCGAGUCUCACAUCGUCGCCGGAUUCGAGCCCAUCGCCUGCGGCCGUCGCGGCUGGACUCGCGACGACGCAACCGGGCGCCGGGGCUGGACAACAUCAGCUCAUAGCCCCGUCUUCCCAACCGGCCAUAUCCGCCGGAAAUCACCUCCACAACGCCAAUCCUAGCCUAGAGAGUAAACUGUGGCCAGCCAAUUCUACGACUCCUAGCCCCAAGGCUUUCAAUUUUGGCGAACAAUCACAGCAACCGCAUACAGCUACGACAACGCCGUCCACUGGUACCCUUAAAACUAGUCCCAUGAUCAGAGACUUUGUGCAAACCGUAGAUGAUCGGGAGUGGCAAUCGUCACUGUUUACCCUCUUGCAAAACCAAACGUACAAUCAGUGUGAAGUGGACUUGUUUGAACUCAUGUGCAAAGUGCUCGACCAGAAUCUCUUCUCGCAGGUCGACUGGGCGAGAAAUUCCGUAUUCUUCAAGGAUCUGAAGGUUGACGACCAAAUGAAGCUUUUACAACACUCUUGGUCAGAUAUGUUGGUGCUUGACCAUCUUCAUCAAAGGUUACACAAUAACCUACCAGAUGAAACCACUCUUCACAAUGGUCAAAAGUUUGAUCUUUUGUGUCUCGGCUUGCUAGGAGUUCCUUCUUUAGCAGAUCUCUUCAAUGACUUGUCCACCAAACUUCAGGAGCUGAAAUUCGACCUCUCGGAUUAUAUUUGUAUGAAAUUCCUCAUGCUGCUCAAUCAUGAUGUUCGGGGGCUGGUGAACAAAAAACAUGUACAAGAAGGACACGAGCAAGUUCAACGCGCCUUGCUGGAUUACACAUUGACCUGUUAUCCAUCGAUACCGGACAAGUUUCACAAGCUGCUGACAGUAUUACCAGACAUUCAUGCAGUGGCGGGUAGGGGCGAAGAGCACCUUUAUCACAAACACUGUAACGGAGGAGCCCCGACGCAAACCCUUCUCAUGGAGAUGCUUCACGCGAAGAGAAAAUGAAAUGGUCAAUUAAUUUGGACAGCUGUGCUGUGCUGAGAAUACGUCAAAGUCAUGAAGAUUUGAGUAUCGGGCCAAACCAUGGAGGAGUGCUGGUUCAUGUGUUGUCACCUAUGCGAAGGCAUGUGAAGAACGGAAAGACGAAAAAAGUAAACAAAAAGGAAUUAAGAAAAAACAAACGAAGAAAUAAAUAAAAAAUGCAUAAAAGAUAGAUAUAAAUAAUGAAAGGAAAUAAAAACGAAUCAAGUAUAGACGUACAUACUUUGCAUAAAUACAUAGUGUAUAUGUAUUAUAAAAAUGUAUCUAAAUAUGUAAACAUAACGAUAUAUAUUUUCUAUAUUUGAUGUUGAAGUUUUAGAGAUGUAUCCGUGGAGAAAUUACCCUAACUCAGGGGGUAUAAGCGCAGGGAAUAGUAAGCAAGAUGCCUUGAAAACAGUACAAAGGGUGGUUACAAAAUAUUGGUCAAAGGGCAGGCAACUUUUGUCUAAAUAAGUAAAGCUAUUUUUCUAAUAUUAGAAAGAAUAUUAUCUUUAAGUAAUACCACUGAAGCCUUGCUCUCACCUGAUGAUGUCCUAUUGUUCACGAGGAGAAAAGAAAGAAAAAGCAGAAAAUUAAAAAUAUGUGAGCGGAAAAAAGAUAGAGAGAAAUGAAGAAAUAACGAAAGAAAUGAUGGUAAUGAAAUUGAACAGUCGAAAGAAAAAAAAAAUAUAUAAAUCAGACUCUCCGGUUAUUCGUUCUCUAAACGGGAUUCAACGGGCAUACUUGAGUAAUACAGUGAAUUUGCAUGUGAUAUGUUGCACGUGUUGCAAAAACCUGGCCACCUGGGCAUCCUUAGAACUUCCUAUAAUUCUGCAUUUUGUCACACUUGCACACCGCAGGGCUUAUCUCGUUUUCUUGUAAAUACUAGUUAACACAUUCCAAUUAAAUUGUAUAUUAUAAAGAAGAAAAAAAAGGAAAAAAUAAAAAAAAAAAAGAAAUAAAUAACAAAAAACAGAAUCAUGUUAAAUAUGUAAUUAUAAUAUUUUUGUGUAUAGUUUAAUGAAAUAAAAUAUAUUUCUGUUGCUUACUGAAAAUCAUUAGCUACUUAAUGUCUUCACUAAUUUUAGUAUUUUAUUCAUGUAUUUGUCUUUAUUAUUUUUCAAAUAGGUGGCGGACAAAAAUAACCACAAAUUGCGAUAUUUUAUUACUACUGUAUAUUGUACCAUAAUAAAGAUUAUAUUAAGAAGAAACGGAAUCACCGGAGCAAGGUUUAUGUGGUCCUAUAUUGUGUUGUAAUUAAUAAUACAUAAAUGCAUAAGAACAUUAAUGUCUUAAUAAAAGUUGUUAAAUAUAAUAAUAAAUAUUUAGUGAAUGUUAAGAUAGAUUAGAAUGUGACCGUAGUUAUUUUUCAUCGAUAGAUUAUAUAUAUGUAAAUAUAUAUAUUUUAUUGUUCAACUGUUAGUCAGGAAUAACAAAAUAUUCAGUGCUGUGAAGGUUGUCAUUGGGACACCUGCGGUAGCUCAUCGAAGCUGCACCGUUAUAAAUGUUGAACUUUUGAGCGCAAAAUGGCCAAACCGACUGAAAUAAUUGCCCACAAUGGUCAGUAAAUUUCAAACAAAACGCAACUCUAUUAUUCCAAUCUACUCGCUUGCUCGCCAAUUCAAAUUAAUAAUCUGUACUUAUUCCUUGGUCACGUACCGAUAUGUCUACAUAUUCGUUCUGUUCCAAAAGCUCAGAAUAAUACGGACUUGAAUCUUUCAGCCUCUGAUCAAAAUUACCGUACAGCAUAGCAAAAGGGAGUGCACUCUUUCUGCACAGUCACCCAAUAGGCUGCAGGCUGCACUAUUUCCAACCAAUUAAAGGUUGAUGUCUUGCCUUAACUGCUGAUGCUGCUGCUGCUGUUGAUGUUCCAUUGACUAUUAUAGAUGUUGCCAUUAGCUGGAGUUGAUACUUUGUGCGCAACGAUUUUGCCCUCUGGUUGGUCACUUUUGACUCUGAAUCCAAACUCGCUGUAUUCUAAGAAACGUGUCCCAAAUAUAUCAAAUCCACCAGUUCGUAGCGAUGCACUUGAAUGGUCAAUUGGGGAAUUUCAAAGAUUCACUCGGUCCCUUUAGUUUUUUGAAAUGACUAUAACUCAACACGGAUACAUACCUGCCCAGGUAUACUCAUUACCUUAACUAUUUAACAUAUUCAAACUUUUGUACUUUUACAGUUUUACUGACUCGGAUACCUGACGCGUUGCGAUUUGUUCCUAAAUUAAAAAUACGAACAAUCUGGUGAAUAUUUUUGGGACAUGUAAAAACAAAACAAUCCACCAACGUCACCACCACUCCAGAGAUGAGGAGACUGCCUUCUAAAAAAGGUCCACCCUCUCCUCUCUGACGAGCAUACAUAUUUAUUCCGUUUAAUAGUCCGAUGAAUUCCAUUACAUCCUGAUUAUUGACAAAUAUAAUUAUGUAAUACAAUUAUUAUGGUGUUAUGUACACAUCGUGUCAAACAUUUAAUGUACAGUUACCACUUACCAAUAACAAUUGGCAAAAAAUUCAUCCAAUAUAAUUGUGAUUAUUUAACCCAAUUCUAUGUUGGGAUUAAAUUGAAUAAAAAAAAAUAAAAAAAU